GAGGAUCCGACGCUGGAACGUUCCUUUCGUGGACAUAAGGAUGCCGUUACCAGCGUUUGCUUCAACCAUAACAUGAAGCAGUUGGUGUCGGGCUCGCUGGACAAUUGCGUCAUGGUGUGGAACUUCAAGCCGCAGCUACGUGCUUUCCGUUUUGCGGGACACAAGGCAAGUCAUAUGUAUAGGACGCUGGCGGGCGUCUACUCUGUGGCCUUCUCGCCCGUCCAUGCCUUGAUCGCUUCUGGCUCCAAGGACCGCACCGUCAGGCUGUGGCAACCUACCGUGGAGGGCAAGUCCACGGUGCUCAAGGCUCACACAGGCACUGUCCGCGGCGUGUCGUUCUCCGCGGAUGGCCGCAUGCUGGCCACCUGCUCUGACGACAAGACGAUCAAGGUUUGGUCCGUCGCCACUCAGAAAUUCGCCUUUACCCUCUCCGGCCACCAAAAUUGGGUCCGCUGCUGCGCCAUAUCGCCCGACGGCCGCCUGGCAGUCUCCGGCGGUGACGAUCGCUCCGUGCGCAUCUGGGACCUCAACUCCAAGCGCGUGGUGCGCGUGUUCGAGGAGCAGGCCCCCGCCGGCGGCCUCAUCAACACCGUGGCCUUCCACCCUGACGGCACCUGCAUCGCCUCAGGCUCUACCGACGCCUCCCUGAAGCUGUGGGACCUGCGGUCGAAUGUGUUGUUGCAGCACUACCGGGCGCACACGGGCGCGGUGACGCACGUGUCGUUCCAUCCCACCGGAAGCUUCUUGUUGAGCUCCUCCCUGGACACAACUCUCAAGGUCUGGGAUCUGCGGGAAGGCCAGCUGCUGUACACGCUGCACGGCCACGAGGGAGCCACCAACGGCACCGCCUUCAGCCCCUCGGGAGACUACUUCGCGUCGUGCGGUGCGGACGAGCAGGUGAUGGUAUGGAAGACCAACUUCGAUCGCUACCUGGAGGACUACACAGCGGUGGGGGUACAAAAGGUGCCCCGAGGAGGCGAGCCCCUCAUCAACGAGGCCCCUGCCGCGCCAGCGCCGGCGCCGAUACCACGGGCAGCUGCGGCGUCAGCCGCCGCCGCGGCGGCGCUUGAGGAGUACGAAGUGGAGGUUCCGCCCCCGCUGAACCUGGCGGACCUUCCCGAGUCCCUGGCGGCGACGCUGCAGCACAUGGUGGGUCAGUUGGACGUGCUGACACAGACCAUUGCGCUGCUGGAUGAGCGGCUCACUCGCAAUGAGGACUACGCGCAGCGCUUAGAUGACAAGCUCAGCGCUCUGCUGCAACAGCAGCCAAUGCAGCCACAACAACCCGCGAUACUGCAGCCGCCAUCGCAACACCAACCGGGGCCGCUUUACGGAGGCGGCGGUAGGUUUGUGGUCGCCAAGCCCAGCAGCAGCAACAACAACAACGCAGUUGGCCUUUCCCCAGAGAUCGUCGACGGCGAUGGCGGGGAGCUAGGGCCAGGCACGUACGACACGGUUGAGCAGUACAGUGACCAGAUGUGA
Volvox carteri f. nagariensis is the source of this 1482-nucleotide messenger RNA. RefSeq lists its product as uncharacterized. Gene Ontology annotation, molecular function: protein binding. The transcript has 7 exons. The annotation marks the transcript as partial. Lineage: Eukaryota; Viridiplantae; Chlorophyta; Chlorophyceae; Chlamydomonadales; Volvocaceae. The record is from RefSeq and is a predicted model, not a curated record.